CAAACUGCACGAAAGUGUCCAAAUCUCACUGAACAACAUGUCUACAAGUUGGCAAGUUAUUCUAAAAUGCGAGUGCUUCUUGCUCUUCAGCUAAUUAGCCAUUCAGUAGCAGAAGGUCUAAGAUAUUAUAAGAGCCGAAUUGACGAACUGAAGGACUGUGGAUCGACUGCCAACUUCUGCGAUAUAUUCAACUUUGGAUUUGACGCAUUAAACAGAACUACACGAGAAACAGGAAUACGACUUGAUAGUGAGGAUUUUAAGAUAUUGCAGUUACUCUUGGACUGGCUAGAUGCAUGGGAACAGAGGGUCUUGGAUGGUACCUUAGAGAAAAAGGAUUUUUUAACAGAAAGCACUGCUCAUGGACUGAGGGUUACUUUACACUCUACUAUAGAAUUAUCGCACUAUUUGUUGGAAAAGUGUAAAUUUGACUACGUCCUCACAGGAAAAAUUAACCAAGAUUCACUAGAGGUUCGCUUAGUAACUAUUCAACGAUGAUUUACGUAAUCGUUUAUGUUCUAGGAUCUGGAUCAUCUGUAACAACAGCUUAAAUGUGUCAGUCUUAGCAUUUGAAUUAAAUUGUAUAUUUUUCAUGUUUUUUGCAGCUUCGUAAAGUAAGUUUAUCAGCCAUAUUAAUGUAUAAGUACGACUACAAUUUAAACCCUAAAACUAAAUCAUUUUAAGAUAAUUUUGAUUCUUGUUUUUCCGCAUUGUAAAUGUCUAAUGUGUGUGCAUAUAGAAGUAGUAGUAGUAGUAGUAAUAGUAGUAGUAGUAGUAGUAGUAGUA
Molecule: messenger RNA, 783 nt
Organism: Belonocnema kinseyi
Lineage: Eukaryota; Metazoa; Arthropoda; Insecta; Hymenoptera; Cynipidae
Exons: 3
Coding region: 67-495 (142 amino acids)
Source: RefSeq, a predicted model, not a curated record